This is a messenger RNA of Chaetomium globosum CBS 148.51, 831 nucleotides long. RefSeq lists its product as uncharacterized. The coding region runs from base 1 to 831 and encodes 276 amino acids. Gene Ontology annotation, biological process: protein targeting to membrane; peptidyl-L-cysteine S-palmitoylation. The transcript is spliced from 4 exons. Lineage: Eukaryota; Fungi; Ascomycota; Sordariomycetes; Sordariales; Chaetomiaceae. The record is from RefSeq and is a predicted model, not a curated record. Gene Ontology annotation, cellular component: Golgi apparatus; endoplasmic reticulum. Gene Ontology annotation, molecular function: protein-cysteine S-palmitoyltransferase activity.
AUGGGCACCCUUGCCAACAUUGCCCUCGUUGUUUUGGGCAUCUCAUUCUUGGUAUUUGUAACAUUUUUCGGUCGCCUUCCAGCACUCAGACGCACCCCAAUUGCCUGGCUGCACCGACUGUUAUGGGUGCAUCUUCCUAAUUGGUUCACAAGCCUCGACCAGCGUCUCAGCGGGGGCAGGGUGACGAGCUCCUGCUCCCGCUUCGGCAACUACAUGAUGUAUGACCGGCACCCGACCGUCCUGAUCUUCUUCCUCGCCCUCCUCAUCGGCGGCGAAGUCCUCUACCUCCCCACCGCCUGGCCCCAACUCUCCCCCCUACACAAAGCCACCGGCGCCAUCGCCAUCCUCCUCCCCUACCUCUUCCUCUACCUCUCCGCGGCCACGGACGCAGGCACCAUUACCGCGGCCAACCACGUGCCCGAGAUGGCGCGCUACCCCUACGACUUCACCUUGUUCCACCCGGGCGCGGUCUGCAGCACGUGCCGCCGCCUGAAGCCGGCGCGGUCCAAGCACUGCGCCGUCUGCAAGCGCUGUGUGGCGCGCUGCGACCACCACUGCAUCUUCAUCAACAACUGCGUCGGCGCCGCCAACACCCACUGGUUCCUGUUGUUGUUGCUGUCGACCGCCCUCCUGACCCUGUACGGCGGGGUGUUGGGCGUGGGCCUGAUGACGGCGCAGAUGAGGCUGGGGGAUGCAGGAUGCGGGGCGGGGCACCGGGGGUGGCGUGGCGAUGGGCGCGGUGACGCUGCUGGCGCUGAUGACGAGCCCGUUGGUGUGGGCGUUGUUGGGGUAUCAUUUGUGGUUGGUGUAUUGCGGGACGACGACGAAUGA